This is a messenger RNA of Zootoca vivipara (common lizard), 1465 nucleotides long. It is a transcript of the gene BLVRB, whose product is annotated as biliverdin reductase B. Gene Ontology annotation, molecular function: riboflavin reductase (NADPH) activity; biliverdin reductase [NAD(P)H] activity. NCBI's taxonomy places the organism in Eukaryota, Metazoa, Chordata, Lepidosauria, Squamata, Lacertidae. The record is from RefSeq and is a predicted model, not a curated record.
CGGAGCUCCGGGCGGAAGGGCUGGCCGCUGGCGGGGCUGGGCGGGCGGAGGCGGACGGCCGACGGUUCCGAAAAGAGAAGGAGUCCGGCAUGGCCGCAGCCUGCAAAAGGAUCGCCAUCUUCGGCGCCACCGGCAUGACUGGCCUGGCUACCCUGGCGCAAGCCGUCGAGGCUGGCUACCAGGUGACGGUGCUGGUGCGGGACCCGGUCCGGCUGCCCCCGGAGCCCCACCCAGCGCAGGUGGUGGUGGGAGACGUCCUGAACCCGGAGGACGUCGACCGAGCCGUGAAGGGGCAGGAUGCCGUGAUCGUUAUCCUGGGCACCCGCAAUGACCUCAGUCCCACCACCAUGAUGUCUGAAGGAACCCGGAACAUUGUGGCGGCCAUGAAAUCCCACGGCAUCCGCAAAGUGGUGGUUUGUCUCUCAGCCUUCCUGAUGUGGGACCUGGACAAGGUGCCGGCCAAGCUGCGCCCAGUGACAGAGGACCACAUCCGGAUGCAGCAGAUCCUGAAGGAGUCGGGGCUGGACUGCGUCUACGUCAUGCCCCCCCAUAUCGCGGGUGACCAGCCGCUCACAGGCGACUACACCGUGACGGUGGACACGUCCAGCGGCUCCAGAGUCAUCUCCAAGCACGACCUCGGGCAUUUCUUCCUCAAGUGCCUGGCCACCUCCGAGUACGAUGGGAAGAACGUCUACCUCUCCAGGCAUUACCCUAAGGAAUGAGGCCGGCCUCCCUCUCUCUGUCUCUCUCCGAAGUUCAAUGAUGAAGCCUCAUCCCACUGACAAAAGGGAAAUUCUCCAUUGCUGAUGCCGCCCCCUCCAUCCACCCAACCCUCUCUCUGCCUCGUGUGCUAUAAUGAGUGCCUUUCUCCCCUUAACAUGAGCCAUGGAGGGGGGUGAGCUGCCCACCCAGCACCCUCCGUGCCACAAAGGCGCCUUGACUGGUGUUGCUGCUUGCCUGUGUUUUCCUGUGUUAAACAGCGGCUGUGCUUCUUCCCGCUCUCCCCCUGCUGCUGUCCUUGUGCAGUGAUUCUGAGCUGCUGUGUUCUCCCCGCCACAUCCCAAGAGAAGGGAACAAGGCUAGGGGGUCCCUAGGGGUGAACGAGAUGCUGCUUGCUUGGUGCAAGAGGUCUCUUAUUGGGGUCAGGGAUGUGUAAGCUUCAGGAGUGCACAGAACUAUUAGGCAGAACAGCAGCAGUGAGGUUUUUGUAUUGUAAGGCGUUAUUUAGCUGAAAAAGGAUUGAUAGAUGUUUUAAAGGGUAAGAUUACUAGCCAUUGCAGAGUGGUUUGGAAUGGGAGUGGCUAAAUCAUAAAGUAUUUGCAUUAAUGUUAAUGAGUAACCUUGCUCUCUCUCUCUAUGGCUGCGGAACCUCCUUCCCUCUUCCUUGCUGAAGAGUUCUGUGUAACGGGAAAGCUUACGUACUUGUUAACAAAAGUUAGUCAAAUAAAAAGUAUAUUUUGACCUA